Molecule: messenger RNA, 363 nt
Organism: Cooperia oncophora
Lineage: Eukaryota; Metazoa; Nematoda; Chromadorea; Rhabditida; Trichostrongylidae
Source: the annotation of a GenBank genome assembly
AUGGACACAUCCAUCGGAUCUCCACCGUUUGAAGCGCCUCCACAACUGCAGAAAGCUACAAUGGAUCAAAACCCUGUCCCGAUGAUUUCACCGCAGACCAUCAUCAAACCUACUGCUCAAAUAAAGCUCGAGGAUCAAUCAAUGGAGGUGGAUUCAUCACGGAAGACCUCGACUGAUCGUCCGCUACUCACUUCCAUCCAGCACAAACCAUACCAAGGCAAAAAGCAUCAGAAUAUAGCCACAAAGAAAGCGUCCGUGAUGGCUCAAAAGAGGUUAGUUCUUCGUUUUCAGAGUGACGUCGAGAGAGCACCGAUGGAUGGCAGGCUUUUCAUUAUUGACUGGUAUCGAAGCUUGUUCAAUUAG